AGUUCCCCCAGGACUACGACGAUUAAUAUGCGUUUCACAUUCGGUCUUGUAGCUGCCAUCGUCGGUUUUGCUGUUGGCGCUGCUGCGGCUCCCUUGACGCCGCUCUUAGUACCCAAACUUUGUGGAGAUCCAAGAUUGGCCGUUUCCCUGCUCAGGGCAUACAACCCGAUUGGACUCGACCAUUUUUACACAACCGACGUUGAGGAGUUCCAGAACGCCAUCACUAAGCUCGGUUACAUCGACGAAGGGACGACUGGAUACCUCUUCCCCUCUCAGGAGCCGCACACUAUCGCUUUCUACAGGAUGUUCAAUUCUGCCGUUGUUGAUCGCUUUUAUACGACCAGCAUCCCGGAGGUGGAUUAUGCUCUGGAAAGCCUUGGGUAUACGUAUGAGGGAAUUGCUGGAUACUUGUAUCCUGACACAGCUUGCGGUGCCCUUCCUCUUUAUCGCCUCGACAGCGCCAGUGCCAAAGAGCACUUUUAUACCAUGUCCAAUGACGAGGGAAAUACCGCCAGUGUUGUGAACGGAUAUCACUUCGAAGGAAUCGCUGGCUACCUCUUCCCUUUCUAGGGAGUUGUUGGGUAGUUGGUCCUUGGUUCAACGGAAGCAGUAAUGGUUGUAAUUACGUCCUGUAUGGUGAAUUAUAAAUGUGAAGCUCUUCCUACGAAAUU
Messenger RNA from Laccaria bicolor S238N-H82, 671 nucleotides. RefSeq lists its product as uncharacterized. NCBI's taxonomy places the organism in Eukaryota, Fungi, Basidiomycota, Agaricomycetes, Agaricales, Hydnangiaceae. Bases 28 to 570 code for a protein of 180 amino acids. The record is from RefSeq and is a predicted model, not a curated record. The transcript has 3 exons.